Messenger RNA from Rotaria sordida, 579 nucleotides. The record is from the annotation of a GenBank genome assembly. NCBI's taxonomy places the organism in Eukaryota, Metazoa, Rotifera, Eurotatoria, Philodinida, Philodinidae.
AUGGUACCAAAGUUUUACGGUCCCAAACAAUUAUUCAAACAAAAGCCAAUUCGUGCAGAAUUUAGUUACGAAAUAAAAAAUGAAAAUUUUUGUUCAUCCGUAAAACCUCAUGCUCUUAUAUUUGUUGUUUCAAAAUCAAGUAACUAUGAUUCACGAAAUGCUAUUCGUCGUACAUGGGGUAAUUUUGCUCUUAAUAUUAUAGAUAUUGCUCUUAUGAAUAUGGCAAAUAAUCAAUUAAAACUUGAAUAUAACUAUUCAGAUACAUCAGCAAUUAUUUAUGGUAUUGAAAUUCGAAAUGCUUAUGUUGUUCGAAAUUCUAAUGAUCAACAUCUAGUAAAUACAUGUUAUAUUGUAACUGAUGAUGAAUAUCCAUGUAAAAAUUAUCCUCUUUAUAUGAGUGGUUUUGGUUAUAUUGUUAAUCAUAAUGCACGUUUAAAACUUCUUUGUACUUUUUUCGAAUUAAAAAACUUUUUCAUAUGUCUGAUUCGAACACAUGCUGAUAAUUAUGGAUAUGAAUCAUCAUUACAUAAUAAUAAUAAACAAAUUGAUAUAUUUGAACGUUUCAAUACAUAUUGGUAA